Styela clava is the source of this 1484-nucleotide messenger RNA. RefSeq names its product phospholipase B1, membrane-associated-like. The record is from RefSeq and is a predicted model, not a curated record. Gene Ontology annotation, molecular function: A2-type glycerophospholipase activity; phosphatidylcholine lysophospholipase A1 activity; retinyl-palmitate esterase activity. NCBI's taxonomy places the organism in Eukaryota, Metazoa, Chordata, Ascidiacea, Stolidobranchia, Styelidae. Gene Ontology annotation, biological process: phospholipid metabolic process. Gene Ontology annotation, cellular component: brush border membrane.
AGAAAAUUUAAUAUUAAUACCAGAUAGCCAUUAGAUUUUAAAGAUGAAAUACUUGAUUGUAUCCGUAUGCUUCUUUGUUGCUGUUGCAGAACUCGCCUCCGGAACUGGAUCAGGUGCUAAAGAAUUAUGGCAAAAGCAAAUGCAAACGUUGGACGAAUUAAUCGCGAAUAACAAAAUUGAAGCACGGGAUUCACCGAACACUAGAAAAAUUGGUUUACCGUUUUUUGACAUUGCUUUUGAAGAUGAAAUUCCGGUCGAUAAAACAGUCCACACACUUCGGCCACAGGACAUCGACAUAGUUGGAGCGAUGGGCGAUUCGAUUACGGCAGCCAACGGUGCAGGGGCCGACACCGUCGCAGGAUUGGCGAUUGAAUGGGUCGGGAUAUGUUACAGCAUUGGAGGGGACGACUCACUGGAGCAGUCGAUCACUUUGCCAAAUAUAUUGAAAAAAUUCAAUCCAAGACUCGACGGCUAUUCUGUAGGCAACGGACCUCUGGUAAGAAAGUAUCCGUAUGGAUUCAACGUCGCUAUUCCUGGAGCAAGAGCGGACGACAUGUUGGGCCAAGCAGAAGUUCUGAUAGAUCUACUCAAGACAGAUAACAGAUCAAAUUACCACGAUGACUGGAAAAUGAUCACUUUAUUCAUCGGUGGGAAUGACCUCUGUGCAAUUGGACGUGACCCGGAAGGGACGACCCCGGAAGUUUACGUUGCGGAGAUCAAGAAAGCGUUGGACCUGCUGCAUUCAGAGGUACCUCGCAUGUUUGUGAACCUCGUCGACAUAUUAGACAUCUACCUGCUACCGUACGUUGGAUAUGGCUAUGGGAGCACACCUCAAUGCCGGGCGUUGCAAAGUAGUUUCUGUGGUUAUGUCGUCGAUACCAUGAACGAUACCGUACAAAAGGAUUAUUUGAGGGGUAUUAACAGACAAUAUCAAAUGCAACUUCAAGCACUGAUCGAUUCUGGUAUCUACGACACGAGAGAUGACUUCACUGUUAUUGUUCAGCCUUUCCUGAGAGACGCCGUUCUACCUUAUACGGAGUACGGUGAAGUUGACGCGACGUACUUCGCGCCAGACUGCUUUCAUUUCAGCGACAUCGGACAUGCUAUGAGUGCCAUCAACCUAUGGAAUAAUAUGCUUGAACCCGUAGGUCAGAAAACUACAGUUUGGAGCAUCACUGAUUUGAAAGUUCCUACAAAGGAACACCCGUAUAUCUUUACAUAUAAAAACAGCGGACCGACAAUACCGACAACUACUAAAGCGCCCGAAGUAAACGCAACCUCUGUGCCGGUGUGGGUCAUCGUACUUGCUGCAAUAUUGCUGGUAGUCUUAGCAGGCGAAGCAUUCAUGCUGGUCUACCUCUUGAGAAAGAAGUCUUCGAAAGGAGAAAAAAGUCAGACUAUGUCCGAAAAGGGAGGACAUGUCAACGAAGGAGCAUACGUUGAAAAAAUGUAAACUUACAAAACUCUGACCGGGUACUGAUAGA